AUGAAACCAAUCAUUGUAUUUGAUUCAUUUAAAGAUUGUAUGGGAUCAAAUGAAUUGGGUAUGACAGUACUUGAUGCAUUAAACAAAUCGAUGAUGACCAACUCUACACCGAUCAGUAUAGACUCUGUUUUAACUAUUAGUGAUGGUGGAGAAGGAUUCAUUGAUUCACUAGAACGUCCGUUACAGUUACAAAGGAAAAAGGUCGAUGUUGUUCAUGGACCAUUGGGUAACACGAUCACUGCGGAGUAUGGGUUUAAUCAAUCAACAGGUUUGGCAAUCAUAGAAAUGGCAAAAGCAUCGGGUAUAGAAUUGGUUCCACCUUGCCAGAGAAAUCCAUUAAAUACUACGACCUAUGGAACGGGUCAGCUGAUACUAGACGCUCUCUCAUCUGGUUACAAGAGAAUCCUUAUUGGUGCUGGUGGUUCUGCAACCAGUGAUGGUGGUAUUGGUGCUCUUCAAGCUUUGGGAAUGAAAUUCACUCUAAGUAGCAGUAGUAGUAGCAGUAGCAGUAGUAGUAGUGCACAGCCAUCAACUGAUAUUGUUUACGGAAGGGAUUUGGAAAGAAUAAUAUCAAUUGAUUAUACAGACAUACAGAAUCGAUGGAAUGGACAAGCAAGUAUUGAAUUUUGUACAGAUGUUACCAAUCCGUUUGUAGGACCACGUGGAGCAGUUUAUACAUUUGCAGGACAAAAGGGAGCUACUGAAGAAAUCAAAGUGACGCUUGAAAAUGGAAUGAAACAAUUGGCUCGAUUAUUGCCAGUCGAUAUCUCUAAUACUGCUGGAGCUGGAGCAGCUGGUGGACUACCAGGAGGUUUCGUAUCGAUUCUAAAAGCAACUAUUCUCAAAGGAAUCGAUUAUGUAUGCCAACUAAAUGGUCUAGAUGAAAAACUCAAAAAGGACAACAACAACAACAACAGUGUAGACAUUAUAUUUACAGGUGAAGGUUCAUUUGACAAUAGUUCAAUGGAUGGUAAAACUGUUUCAAAAAUGAUAUCUUAUGGAAAACAUUUAAAUAUACCAGUAGUCAUUAUAUGUGGAAGAAAAGAUUUGAAAUCAUUGUCAAUUACUGAAAAUGAAAUGGUAGAGGUUGCCAAAGAUAAAGAAGAGGAUAGAUUUGAUGAAUGA
Molecule: messenger RNA, 1125 nt
Organism: Cavenderia fasciculata
Lineage: Eukaryota; Evosea; Eumycetozoa; Acytosteliales; Cavenderiaceae
Exons: 2
Coding region: 1-1125 (374 amino acids)
Molecular function (GO): glycerate kinase activity
Source: RefSeq, a predicted model, not a curated record